Prorocentrum cordatum is the source of this 1215-nucleotide messenger RNA. The record is from the annotation of a GenBank genome assembly. NCBI's taxonomy places the organism in Eukaryota, Dinophyceae, Prorocentrales, Prorocentraceae.
AUGGCGGAGGGGGGCAGCGCGUGGCAGCGGCAGGCGCUCCGCCUGCGCCGGUUGAGCGGGCCGGUGGACGGCGAGGAGCCCGAGGCCGCGAGGCUGGCCGCGCUGCUCGCCGACCUCUGCGAGGCCUCGCGCAGCCGCGCCGAGUGCCUGUCCACCCCAGCGGCGCGCAGCAUCUACACGGCCAGAGUGUUGGAGCCGGGCGUGCGCGACGCCAUGGGCGCGGUGCGGGCCCGCUGGAACGCCGUCGGCGACCUCCUGGCCGAAGCAAGAGAUGCUUCCCUGCUGAUCGAGACGAUGGAGGAGAUGUGCCGCUUCUUCGACCGCUUCCCGCUCGGGGAGCACAUGGUCUCGGUCGUCGAUGAGGUCAACACCAUGAGACUCGGCAUGAUAGAGAAGACGUCUGACGCGCUGGCGGACGCGGUUCGCAAGGUGCUGCGCCGGCUCGACACCGAGUCCGCGGUGUUCUCCUACGCCCUCGGUCCCGCCCUUGCCAUUUUGUCCUGCAGGCUGCGGCCAUCGAAUUUUCAGCUCGUGGCCACGCAGGGAGUCGGGAAGAUCGCCGAGACCCUGAUGGGGGAGCUUCUGCGGCAGGCACCCUUCGCCGACGACGACCGCAUGGGCCUGUUCUCGUCGAACUGCGGCGGCGACCUGCCUGCGGUGCUGUCCGUGGUCUCCGACCCGAGCUGCCUGAGACCGCUCGCCACCCUCCUGGAGGGCUGCACCCUGCUGGGCCUGGACAAGGCCAGGGCCGCCGAGCUGAUCUCGGUGCUGCGCCAAGUCAAGCGGUGCAGCAGCUCCAGGCCGGCGGUGCUGGACCUUGCAGAGGCGGCGCCCUCCAGCGACGUGCUGCGCCAGAGGCAGGCGGAGGCGUACGAUGCCGCGGGGGUCGCGGACAUCUCCGUCGGGGAUGCCCUCUCGGUGCUGCUGAAGCGGCCCGACCUCAUGGGCACGAUGACGGUGGACGACUUAGAAGAUGCCCCCUUCAGCACGCUGCAGGACCUCCUCCCCGCCGGCGCCAUGCUCGGCGGCCUGGGCGGCGGGGCGCUGCAGCCGCUGCAGCUCGGCGCCGGCACGGCCCAUGCCACGCUGCAGCGGGGCGCCGGCGCCGCUCAGGCCACGUUCCAGCUGGGCGCCCGCGGCCUGGCCGGCGGCGCCGGGCUCCUCAAGGGGACGCUGCAGCGCGGCCUGGCCGGAGCCGCGGCGGCGGCACGGUGA